CUUUGUAUGUGUGUAUAUAUAUUUGUGUGGCAUUGAGAGUAUAGUGGCAUAUAAAUAUCAAGAAGCCAUGCAAGGAGAAGAUUUGCGUAAAGGGACUUGGCUCCAAGAGGAAGAUGAACAAUUAACCAGCUUUGUGACCCGUCUUGGGGAACGAAGGUGGGACUCCCUUGCCAAAGUAGCUGGCCUUAGGAGAAGUGGUAAAAGUUGCAGGUUAAGGUGGAUGAAUUAUCUUCGUCCAAAUCUCAAGCAUGGCCAUUUUAGUGAUGAAGAAGAGCAGCUUAUUUUUCAGCUUCAACAGCAAUGGGGUAACAAGUGGUCCAAGAUUGCUCGUAGACUCCCGGGAAGAACUGACAAUGAAAUCAAGAAUUACUGGAGGACUCAUUUAAAAAAAAGACCACGAGUUCAACAAGAAGGAGAGUGCAAGUAUAAAUCAGAAAAUGCAGCACAAGAUUUCAACCAGAAAAGCAUUGAUUUGGCUUCCAAGGAUUACAACCAUGAAAUUUUUUGCCUUCAAGAAAGUGAGUGGGAGACUAACGAUAGCUCCACAGACACAUUUCCUUUAUCAGAUUGGGAAUUGAGAAGCUCACCCUAUGAAACUAGGAUAUUAGAUUGGAUGGCAAAAUUGCAAGAUGGAUAUGGUGAGAAAGAAUUAGAACAAGAUUGUAAUAGCAUAGUUACGUUCAACUAUAAUAAUAAUCCUCAAGAAUUUGUAGAGGGCUGUGAUACAUGGAAUUAUUCAGGUUCCUUGUGGGAUAUGAACUAA
Messenger RNA from Abrus precatorius (Indian licorice), 763 nucleotides. RefSeq names its product transcription factor MYB27. Bases 68 to 763 code for a protein of 231 amino acids. NCBI's taxonomy places the organism in Eukaryota, Viridiplantae, Streptophyta, Magnoliopsida, Fabales, Fabaceae. The transcript has 4 exons. The record is from RefSeq and is a predicted model, not a curated record.